UUUCCCACCCACUAGCCUCUCCAAAAUCAUCCACCAGGUGUAAAAAGUCCGAAAUUCCCAUAACGCCCCACCCACGUCACCCUCCCACCACACCGCCCAUUUCCGAAGCUCCACGCUUUUCCGUCCAAAACGCUGCGUUCCCUCUCCGGCUCGCCACAUCGAAGAAAGUCAAUCACCCUCAUUUAUAAAGCCACUGGCCACUCGGCAUGAUAGAUACGCCAUUGUUAAUGUCGGUGUGAAGUUCGAAACGAAACUACUACUGCAAAAAUCUUCCGGUCCGACUUUAUUUUCCGUUUUACCCUAGCGCUUCGUCGGAAGCUGCUCAUCGCAAUUCAAGGGAAUAACCGUUCAUCGGUCGGUGUUGAGAUCGUGUUUGGACCGGAAUCGGUGGUUAGGGGUUUUUUAUGGUUUGAUUUUUUUCUUUUGGUCUUAUCAGAAUGCCACAAGCUCAAGCCCCCGUAACGUCUCAGAGCUCCGCUUAUCUUAGUGCUCUCACCUCAGAGAUCGAGAAGAAGCUCCAACGGGCGCGAACUUCUCCUUCGCAGAGACCCAAGUUGUUGCAAGAGUUAUUUGCUGACAUUGCCUUAGAGGUUGAUGACCGAGCGAGAGAUAUAAUUCUCACCAGAGAAGAAGAUGUGAUUUAUCCUGCAGAGGAUGUUACUCAUGGUCCGUUAUGCUUUUUUGACGUUCUUGCGGAUUAUUAUGUUCGGCUACCUGAGAUUGCAAAGCCCAUCCUUGAAUUAAUUGUCCAGCUAUGGAGCCAGUCUUUUGCAUCCCAUAUUUUUACACUUUUGUUCCACAAAUGGCUGUUUGAAGUUCAACUCGACAAUUCUGAAGUCCUCCUCCGCUACUCAUCGGCUCUUGUUCAAGGUGCCACAAAUAUUUUCUGGAUUGACAUCCAAACCAAUACUUGGCGCUUUCAAUCCCUCUUUCGUUAUCUUCUUGAGGAAGUUGCACUGGAGCCCAAACGAUUGAAUAAAAUUCCCGUGCAGGCCCAGAGAGAGCUGUAUCUUUUACUGUCAAGGUUCAUAAUUUUCUACAAUUCAGUUACAGCUGACAAGCUUGAAAGCUUCUUAAAGCAUUUUCCAGUUUUCCCAAAUGUUCUCUUGGUUGGUGGUGCAGCAGACAUCUUUGUUAUUGAACUUACAGAUCAGCUUCAAAAGUUGAAGGUGGAACCAGUACUGCUCCAUUACCUUUCACACAUUGGGGUUCUCCAGGGCUUGGAACUAAGAAUGACCACAAGUACAAGGUUAAAGACUUGUUUAUAUAGCUUCACAUCGCCUGGAGGUCCAAUGUAUACUACAAGAUCUGUUCGUCAUGCUGCCUGGAAUGCACUAGAUUUGCUUUUUCCGGUUGGGCGCUACCCUCGGCAUCUUAUAAGCCUAUUUUUUCGACUGCUAUAUCCAUGGUAAAUGUGAUACCUUGCAAUUGAACAAGCGAGAAAUGGAACAAUGGUGGAAACGGGAAGCAAUCAUGGUGGAGCACCCAAACCAGAUUGGUGGUGGUGCUUGGAGGAGAAGACUGGAGGAAUCAAGACGUGUUUGAUAAUGUUCCGCAAUACGUGGGGAAAAUGAUAAGCAACCGAUUGGCUAAGCGUUCCGCGAUAAGAGGUUGGGGGAAAGGAAAGUAGGGGAGAUCAAAACAAUCGACGGAAUAACAUGUUUGGUUGACCAAAUGUUCCUGGUUCGAAAAUGAUGAUAUCAUCGUAUAAUGAAAAUCUCCCUAGUUCGAAACAUAUAGAGCCUUUAAUAUUAUAUGAUACCCGUUUCUUCCU
Messenger RNA from Carya illinoinensis, 1774 nucleotides. RefSeq lists its product as uncharacterized. The record is from RefSeq and is a predicted model, not a curated record. The coding region runs from base 438 to 1412 and encodes 324 amino acids. The transcript is spliced from 12 exons. Lineage: Eukaryota; Viridiplantae; Streptophyta; Magnoliopsida; Fagales; Juglandaceae.